Molecule: messenger RNA, 1917 nt
Organism: Aspergillus mulundensis
Lineage: Eukaryota; Fungi; Ascomycota; Eurotiomycetes; Eurotiales; Aspergillaceae
Product: putative monooxygenase
Exons: 6
Coding region: 1-1917 (638 amino acids)
Molecular function (GO): FAD binding
Source: RefSeq, a predicted model, not a curated record
AUGGACCCUUUCGGGGAAUGUGAAACCACAGAAGUGGUCAUCUGCGGAUGUGGGCCAACGGGCGCCAUGCUCUCAGGCUAUCUGGGACGGAUGUCUAUAAGCAAUGUCGUCCUCGAGAAGGAGAGCGGGAUUACUACGGAUCCCCGAGGAAUUGCACUGGAUGAGGAUGGCAUCCGUUUAAUUCAAGGCCUUGGGAUAUACGACCAAGUCCAUCAAGACAUUGGGAGCUGUAUGCAGAUAUUCAAGUUCAUUGGAGGUACACAGAAAGACCUUAGUCGGGAUGCAUUUUUGGAGAUGGAUUAUGCUACGACAGAGGGAGGCACAGGCCAUGUUGGCUUCAUCAGCCAUAAACAGCCGGUGUUAGAGAAACACCUUCGGUGCGCUAUGGCCUCAUCAGACUUUUGUCAACUCAGGUCUGGAUGCAGUGUCGUUGAGAUCCAGCAAGAUGACCAAUGGACAUACUGUCGAUACCGUGAUGAAGCCGGAGAGAUCCGUUCUAUACGGUCCCGCUUUCUCGUCGGGGCUGAUGGCAAGACCGGUUUUACUAGAAAAAACUACCUCGAGCCUUUGGGGAUACAAAUGUUGCAAGCACACGAUGCCUUCUACGACGUAACUUGGGUAGCGCUGAACUGGGAAAUAACCCUGCCUGCAAUGGAUACGCACCCUGAUUUUCCGCUAUGGAAGCUAGGAUAUUCGCCAGAGCAGGUGUACGAUCUUUUCUUUCCCAAGAACUUCCGCUUCUUGUGCAAUCCUGAGCGCCCGGCUAUCUGCACUCGAUUCGGUCUCCCUUCAGACCGGCUCUGGAGAUUCGAGUUUGUUGUCCUAGAUGACGAGGAUGGUGAUCUGAUGGCCUCGCCUGAAAAGACUCGAGCGGUCAUCUUUCCCUAUUUGACGCAUUCUGGGAAGCGGUACGGGCUCUUACAUGAUGUGCAGUAUCCGGAGGACUGCAUUCGCGUCCUGAGGUCGAGACCAUUCCGGUUCUCUGCACGCAGUUGCAACAAGUGGUCCCUCGGUCGCGUCGCUCUAUGCGGCGAUGCGGCACACGUUUUCCCUCCAUUCGGCGGCCAAGGCAUCUCAUCUGGCUUUCGCGACGCCGUAUCUCUGGCCUGGCGUCUUGCUUUACUUUGCCGUCAGGGCACACUCGACCCGCCCCGUCACGAAAUUGUCCUCAAGAGCUGGUACCUGGAGCGCAAGCAGCAGCUAGAGAGAUCCCUCGCAGUAACGAUACGAAACGGAGAAUUCGUCACAGAAGGAAAUCCGUUGAAGAUAUUCCUCCGCUCUUGUUACUUGUUUAUCAUGAACCUAGUCCCCAGCUGGCGACGAGAGCUGCGACUCGGCCACAGAAAGGGUAUGAUUCGCUAUCAGUUUGCAGCCGGUAUGCCCUUCAUUCCCGACCUAAAUGGAGGACUUUGCCUUCCUCAGGUGUACUGCAAGUCUAGAACUGGGGAAGUAUUCUUCACGGACGAUGUCAUUUUCCACCCAUCCAAAAGGGGUUUGUUCCAACUGCUUAUCUACCUCGAGAACCCGAGUGAGCUUGAGUCCGCCAGGGAGUCGGUCUCUUCCAUCGAGGGAUUUGCGAAGGGUGAAAUCCAUCUUGACGAGGCUACCUAUGUUAUCAAUGAGACCGAGCAGAGUUUCGACUCCUCGAACCUCCAUGGCGCAGACUCGGUGUAUCAGCUCGCAAGCGCUGAGGAGUUUGCAAAGUCUCCAUUGUGCGAAGGGCGCCCUGAACCUCAGUACUAUGAUAUGCACUACCUUGGCAAGACGCUCGGAGGGAGCAAGUUUGUAAUUGUCCGUCCGGAUCGUUUUAUAUAUGCUGCGUGCAGUAACGGCGAGGAACUCAAACAAGCAAUUAUAGAGGCCGUUAAUUAUUUGCUGCAUGCAGUAACGGCGAGGAACUCAAGAGAGCGACUAUAG